CUUAAGCAUAGAUGGUUGAAUCUUGAAUUCUUUUUAAUCUAGUGCAGGAGUUGGACCUCAGUGAUCCUUGUGGGUCCCUUCCAGUUCAGGAUAUUCUGUGAUUAACCCUACAAAUGUUGAUGUAACAUUGCUUUUUUAUUUUUAGGAUAAACUGAAAAGCUCGGGACAACCAGUCCUCACCUGCCCUGAUGCUCUCAGCUGGGCUGGAGUCUCUCUUGGAUUCUCCUGUGGCUGCUGUGCUGGAGGAGUUGUACCCUGGGUUGCCUGGGAGCGUCUCCACGGAACUCAUGGCAGUGCCAGGACCUGCCCUGGGAUUGGGGGCACAACCUGAGGGGUCAGUGCCUGUGCUGACACACAGGGACACUCCCUGGACUUCUGGAGUAGGAAACUUUUGCCAGAAGACAGAGGGUCUGGGUGACGUGCUCGAGGUGGUUUCUCGUGGGCCAGCAGAAUCCCUUUCUGAAGAAUUGCUGCAGCUUGGAGACCUUGAGGGGGAUGAACAAAACAAAAAAAGACACUUUAGGAAAGUGGACUGUUCCAGUGAUGGAUACCAGAAAGAAGAUGAAGAGGCCCAAGGUGCUGAGGACCGUCAUGCUGAAGGCUCUACUUCCACUCCAGGGGAAACUUGGUCAAAACAAGAGGACCCUCACUGCAACCAGCAAGAGGCAAAGUCUUCAAGAGCCUGUUGCACUGAAGUUACAGGAUCUCUGAGGAGCACAGAGGAAAACCAAGCAAAUGUUCAGGUGACAGCUGAAACUCUGCCAAAGCUCCCUGAAGAAGUACAAGGUAUGAAGGCUGAUGGGACUAGGAUAUUUAGUAAAGCAGGAUACAGGAAUGACAGAGUGAGUAAAGGUCUUCCAGCUGAGAGCAAGGAAUGCCCAGAUGUAGACAAAGUCCUGGCAAGAGCUGGGGUUAAACAAACCAGCAUCUUAGAUUUUCUAGAGCCUUUAAGAGUCACGGACAUUGGAGCAGCCACAGACCAUCCCCAAGACUUUACUGGGCUGGAAGCCCACGCUGCCAUGAGAGCAGGGGGGAGUGGUGUGUCUGCCUUGGAGAUUAAAGAAGAAAAGUUACCCAGACGAAAUCCCGUUAAUGAAUUCAGUGCAUCACGUGCUCAUUGCCAGACUUGUCAGCAGGAUGAAGAACAUGAUGCUCAUGACUUCUGUAAGGGUGCUGUACCCAAACAAAAUGACCUUUGUGGGUUGUCCUCAGCAGGGAGCUGUAGGACACUGUCCACACCGAGUUCUGGAGUUUCAUGUCCGGUUCUGAAGAGCAUCUCUUAUCUGGACUUCAGAAAUAUGCCAGUAGAAAACAGUAGUACUGCAGUUCAUGGAAUUAUCAAUGAACCCCCCCUAAAGUAUCUUCCUCAAAACGUGGAACGUCACACUCAUUAUGAUCACGGAACUGGGUGUGUAGGGAAUCAAAGCUCCACAUCUGUGCCAGUAGAGCAGAUCCCAGCGGUGAGGAACAAAGGAUUAUCUAGUGCUAAAACUGAUCCUAGGGAAUUAAGUGCUGGUAUAGGUAAAUCAUACAGCUCUCAGUUUGGACAGGCUGCUGAAGUCUGGAGAAAAAUUGCUGUGGGAGAUAACAUGGAAGUUUGGAGCUGGCCUGAAGCUCAACAGGGUGUUGAUCAUUGUCAUUCUUCAGUUUUUAGUUCUGUUGCUUCAUUUCCUGAGGACUUCUCCAAGGAAAAAUUUAAAAGAAUCCCAUCAGAAGGUGAGAAGUUAAAAAAGAACCAGUGGCAAUUCUCUGUCAGUGACCUGUUCAAGGAUGGUAGAAAAGAAAAGAGUCUGUUGAUGGAAACCGGCAACAUUGCUUCCCAUGGAACUGGACAGAGAGACAUAAGCUCUUACAAUGCCUCCAAUAAAAUUCCUCCUCCCAGCAACCACAGCUGUCUUGACCUUGGUACCAAGCUGGAAAAAGAUCCACCCAAGGCACAACUGCUUGCAAAGGACUCUGAGAGCAAUACAACAUCAGAUGGGUUGGCUGCUGGUGUAGUUGAAGCUGCAGAAGCUGAUGGCAGUGGCAGUUUGUCCACUGGGAAAGAAACACAUUUGUUUUGUACACUAAAUGUAAAUCUACCUCCUGUUUUACAAAAAGCAAGAGAACCUCAUCAUAAUGAGUGUCCUCCUUGUACUGCUAAUGAAAUUUCACACAGGGACAAGGCUUGGGAUAAUCUGUCUGGAACAGAAACCAUUGGUGCUUCUGGAACAACAGGGGCACAAGUCACGGAAGUUUUGCUUCAUAAAGACAAAUUCAAGUCUUCAGUAAGUUCCAGGACUUUUGCUAACCCUAAUAUGACAAGCAGAGUAUCCCAAAAGGACAUGAAAUCUGCAGGAAAUCCAGGGAGAGUGAUCACUGGUUUAGAAAAUGAACCUUGUUACACAUGGCAUUGUAAUAAUCAGUGUAUAAAAGACCAGUGUACAGCUGCUUGUGCUUCCUGGAUUUUAUCAGGGAGCGCACGUGUGGGUGAAGUUUUCCUGAACAGUCAUUCUGUUGAUGUUGAUAAGAAGAUUGAAGAAAAUGGUAAUUUGGAAGGAGAGUCUUCAUCUGGAUAUAAUACAGAGGCAAUCAUCUUUCCAGAAGCACACUUCCCUUUGGCAUGUGGAUCUCUUCCUUGUGAAGAUGACUGGGGCAACAGAGGUGUAGCUCUGCAUGGGAUAAAUGACAUUCCCACAGGAAAACCCAUGUUUUGCUCAGCUUAUAAUGCAGAGAAGUCUGCUGCUACCUCGGUAAGAGAUGAGAUUUCAAAUAAGAGUGUGGAGGUUGUGAAACUAUUUGAUGUUUGUGAAGUAGCACAUGGCAGCAGAGUUGUUUGUGACAGAGAGGAGGCAAAGGAACAGAUGUGCACGUGUACUUCCCAGACAGAGAAAGGUGGCGGAACAAGAACUGUGGAUUCUCCAAACACUCCUGAAGGCAAUCAGAGAAAUAAGACCAGUGAACAGUUAUUAGUCACAUAUUUGGACAAAAACACCCAUGUUCAUAAUUUUGGAUUUUGCAACUCUCUGGGCACUCAGGAGCAGGAGGAAGUGCCCUCACUCCCAGCAGAUCCCUCAGAUUGCAGCACCUCAGCCUGUGCUGCAUGUCCAGCACCUGCCAACGUGAGCAUCCCAACACAACAUGCCAGCCACAGAGAGCCCACCCUCUGCCCAAGGGAAAACUGGCAUCAUGGCUGUCAGGGUGAGUUUGGUGGCCCAGGGCCAGGCAGUGACCCAUCCUUAGAGACUUUACCCAACCAACCAAACCCUGGCUUACAAACUACAGACAGCUCUGAGGAAGGAAGUGAAUCUGGCUCUAGUCUGGGGGAAGAGGUAGUGCUGAAAGCAGGGGAUGACUUGCCUCUGUUAAUGCACAGAUAUGCAAGAGAAGACGGGUUUGAAGGAACUCUGAAAGAGAAUGUAGUGAAUUUGGACUCCUUAACUGGUGUGAGAAAUGAAGACUGUUCAGGAUCCAUGGGCUCCAUCAAUGAUCUAAUUGAAGAGAAGACAAUCAAACUAAAAGAACAUGAGGAUGGAUGUGAAACAGGCAGUAAAGGAACUCUCAAAGAAAGCUCUUCUGAGAGCAAAGCACAUGGCUCACAGCAUUGUUCUAUCAAACCUGCACCAGAGAAAGCAGAGCUGGUGUUUGCAGGAAACAAAACACAUCUGUCUUUGCCAAAGAUGAAGUCAUUGGUGGAGGAACAAGAAAAUACAGUUAGUGCCCAAUUUUUACCCAUCUCAUCAAUCCAUGGGACAUCCAUGUCAUAUAACCCAGAAAAUAUGAAUGAGCUUUCAGGUACAGAAAACAGAGAAAGUCUGAGCAUAAAAUCUGGCUUAAAUAACACUUGCCCACAGUUAAUGUCUGAGCCUGGUAAAGAAACCAGUGCUCCAAGGGGUGUUAGUCUAUCCCAUUCUGGAAAGUUUGACAGCCAAGAACCUUUUAAUAAGACUCAGGUGGAUUCAGAAACACUGUCAGCUCUGAGCUGUGGCAUCUCUCUGCCUGAGAAGGAAAAGCUGUGUAUGUCACCUGAGGAUAAACAAAGAGAGAACUGUGAUCCAUAUUCAGCCAAAGGUUUUAGCAAAGAUUCUUCAAUGACAAAAAUUCUUUCUGUAACAAUUUCUGUUAAGAGGAAAUCCAGCAGUAUUGAGAUUCCCUCUUCAGAGAGUGAAAUGGCACCAGGCUCUCUAAAUGGUGCAAAAAGCUCAAGAGUUUGUGCCCACAAAGAAAGCCUGAAAGGUGAGGGGCACUGCACACCAACUGACAUGGAUGGGACCUCACCAAAAAGUCCUCCCUGUGAAGAGAAGUUUAAAAAUACAUCUAAGCCAGAAAAUAUGAAUGUGCUUUCAGAUACAGAACACAGAGAAAGUCUGAGCAUAAAACCUGGCUUAAAUAACACUUGCCCACAGUUAAUGUCUGAGCCUGGUAAAGAAACCAGUGCUCCAAGGGGUGUUAGUCCAUCCCAUUCUGGAAAGUUUGACAGCCAAGAACCUUUUAAUAAGACUCAGGUGGAUUCAGAAACACUGUCAGCUCUGAGCUGUGGCAUCUCUCUGCCUGAGAAGGAAAAGCUGUGUAUGUCACCUGAGGAUAAACAAAGAGAUGACUUGUUUUCAGACAAAAAAUUCAGCAAAGAUUCUUCAAUGACAAAAAUUCUUUCUGUAAUAAUUUCUGUUAAGAGAAAAUGCAGCAGUAUUGAGAUUCCCUCUUCAGAGAGUGAAAUGGCACCAGGCUCUCUAAAUGGUGCAAAAAGCUCAAGAGUUUGUGCCCACAGCAAAGAAAGCCUGAAAGGUGAGGGGCACUGCACACCAACUGACAUGGAUGGGACCUCACCAAAAACUCCUCCCUGUGAAGAGACGUUUAAAAAUACAUGUGUAGAAGAUGGGAGAAGAAGUAGCCCUAGAAAAAAGUUGCUCAGAAAUCAUCCAUGGGCCUUGUUAGAAGAUUCUAAAGGGUCUGAUAGCAAAAUAGUCCCCCUCAGUACUGAGAAUCAUGGCAAGGUUUUGGAAGAAAUCUCAAGAUCCAACCUAAAUUAUGUUUCAAACGAAAGAAAAAAUGAUGGAAAGCUCACAGACUUAGCAGGUACCAGUGUGCUUUCAGCAACUGUGCAGGAUUGUCAAGCUGUGUGUGAGGCAGAGGCUUCCCCAGGAGUGCAGUGUGAUCCAACACCCACACUCCAUCCACCUCUGAGCUCCCCAUCAGACAGGGGCACAGAGCCAUCCCCAAACUGGGUGGUUUGCAGGGAAGCACGUGUGCCUUACAAAUCAACUGCACAGAGCACAGAUCAUGUAAGGGAGGGAACAGAGGGCCAGGACACAGGACCAACUCGUGCACUUUGCAAGGACAGUGAGGCUUUAGGUUCAAAGAGACUUGACCUAACAGAGGAACAUCAAGUAACUAAACAAAAGAAGAAGUAUGAAAAGAUGGAAGUGCAUCAGUCAGACCAGGCACACCAAGAACAGAAUUUAGAACAGCAAGAGAAAGCAAAAAUCACACCCAGUAUGUUGCACAGUUCUGAACUCUUAGGCAGCUCUUCAAAUGAGUUGGUGACAUCUAGAAAUACGAAGUUUGAAGGUCCUUUAGAGGAGACUUUUGCUGUUAGCAGCAGUGAAAGGAAACUAUGUAGCACUUUACAAGAAGUUAAAAGGCCAAAGAUUACCACAGAUAUUAUUAGUUCACAGUUUUUGAAGACUCAGGAUUCAGAAAUGGAAAACCUGAACCUUAAUUUAGGGUAUGAUGGAAUCCCUGGUGCCUUUGGAACUACAAAUAAACUAAGAGGAAUGACAAAGAAACUAGGAGGACCUCUUCCACUAAGAAUACAACCUGGAAGGACAUGCAAAAAGGUUCCCACAUCGUAUCAGCUAAAAACCAUUAGAAAAAUCAAAAAAAUUAAAAGUCCACCUUUCCUUGAGUUACCCCUGCAAAUAUUCCCUAAGCAGGAAAACACACCUCUGGAAUCUUUGUACUUUCCAUGUCAACCACCACCAAUGGAAAGGGAAACACCUUUGAGAUUUGCUCCUAUGCCAAGGCAGAGGGCCAGGAGGGGCAGUUUGUUGAACAGCUUGAAAUUUCGGAAAUGUACCAAAGAACCAGCAUUGCUGAGCAAGUUGUCUGCCAUGGCCAACAAGCUCCUGGCCCCUGCCAAGGGCGCCCGUGACUUAGAACCUCGGCCAUAUUCCUCUGAAAUGCUUCCAGUGGGUGACAGGCACAGCCACCACAGAUCGAAAAAUCUCUUGGAAGCCUUUUCUUGCAUUAACAGGAAUGUUCACUCACGCUGGGCUGGCAGUUGGUGCACCAAGAUGUUCAGCUUUCAGCCUUUGGCACUUUAUCCUGUAGAAACUACCAAAAUACUUUUUUCAGACUUAAGCCACAAGCCUCCGACCUCUUUCUCGGACACCCCGGUUUUCCCAAUUUCUUUUCACAUAAAAUUGGACUCCAGUCUCGUGCCAGACCUCACAGGGAUUACAUCCCAGCACUCUGUACAUCACGGACCCAUUUCCAGAGAAAUGCCAGCGCCAGCUUCAAAGUGGACUUUGUCUCUUCUCCUGUCUCAAAGCUGUUCAGAUACAACAGCUUUCGAGGAAGAUUCUACUCUAAAUAAAGAGCUUCGUUUCUCUCACUCCAUAACAGCCCCAAGGACUGAUGCUCUUCAUCCUGACCGUGGAAGAAACAUUGUAGCUGAGAGAAGAGGAGGUUGUUCCACGCUUGGCCUUCACACAGUGUUAGCACUUUCUUCCCCUGGAUGUUACAGGAUUUGGACAAGAAGAAGAAACUUAAGCAGUCAUAUUCCUACCAUCCAGAGACUAUUUAUAUCCCAACUGGCACAGGGUUUGAAAGGGGCAAGGUAUCCAAGCUGUGUACCCGCUGAGCUCGCCUCCUCCUUGCCAUACUCACUGGGCAGGGUCCUCUCCAUAUGGAGUCAGCACGGUCCCUCUGCCCGUCCUUCCGAAAUCCCUCCUCUCCAUUCCAGUCACUGCAAGUGGCAGCCAAGUGUGGGCAUCGAGAACAGCUAUGCCAUGUUACCACACUUACCUGCCCAGAGUAUGGAAGCACUGCAGACUGCAGGCCCUGACAUACGUCUGGAAGCUUCAUUCCCACUCCCGUUACCAAAGCCUCCCACACUUCCAGAGUCACUGCCAUCCCCCCCCAGGCUUUCAGGAUCCGAGCUCCAGGUCCGUGCCCUUGAUGAAGCCGAUGGUCCCGUUCCAGCCUGUCUGAGACCCCAGGAUGACACAGAACUGAAAAAAACUGAGCCAGAAAAGAGGCCAAAGAAAGUCUCAGAGAUCCGAAUCAGGAAAACUGUUCCCAAGCCGGACACUAACCUUACUCCAAUGGGACUGCCCAAACCAAAAAGGCUUAAGAAGAAAGAAUUUAGUUUAGAAGAAAUUUACACAAACAAGAACUACAAGUCCCCUCCUCCAGCCAGGAGCUUGGAAACAAUCUUUGAAGAGCCCAAGGAGAAGAAUGGACACUUGAUUUCUGUCAGCCAGCAGAAGAGAAAGCGGAUUCUCGAGUUCCAGGACUUUACUCUUCCCCGGAAAAGGAAGACACGAGGCAAAGUCAAAGCAGUGGGUUCUUUCACCCGAGCCAAAAGGGCUGCACUGCAGAGUGCAGAGCUGGAUGUGCUUCUGAGUCAGAAGCUCAUGGCCCUUGAAGCCUUUUUUGCAGAGGAGGUGGAGCAGGAGCAGGCCUCCGGCAUCUGAGGGAGCCACGGAGCUGGGAAUGGUCCAGUCAGCCUCUGGAGUAUUUUCCUCUGGGGAGAAAUCUACUGACUUCUUCAUGCAUUACUCUGCUCUAACAUCUGAUAAUCAGUUUUUGGCUGUGACCCUCUCUAAGGUGCUAUUUUGUUUUUUAUUUUUUUAAAUGCUAUUGGAGGGAUUCUUUUAAGUCCCUAUUGGAGUGUAACACAGCCACAUAAAAUUUACCCUUCCUUCCUCAACCUCUGGAAAAUACUGCUUAUAUUUAAUUAAUUAUGUUUAAACACCUUUUGGGGGUAGAGUAGGAGUGUAAAGGAGGAAGUAGUGCACUUUCAGUGAUGCUAGAACUCUGUACUCCAGAUCAUUUGCACAUUUGAGUCUGCUGUUGUUACUGUAAUUAAUGGCUGUUUUGAACAACGUGACAGAAGAGAUGCAGUGUUUGAUAAAGGUGAAUUCUAGCAAACACAUUCUUGAUAUACCACUAACUUUUUAAUAAUUAAACGUAGCUGUCUGGGUUUGCAUUCAAUUGUUUCUUCCUUCUGUUGACUUAGAAGGUUCCUUCUGAGUUUCUGUGCCCUUCCUGGCUCCAGGCAGCAGAAGCCUCACAUAACUAGACUUUAUAUAACUUGCACUUUGUAUAUGUUUCUUUAUUUGGUGCAUGAGGACACCUUUUAACAUUAUUAAACUCAAAAAAGGGUAAUGUUUUAAGGAAAAAUGGUGCCCAGUACUACUUUUUCCCAAAUAGUAGAUUUUUUACUUACUUGGCUGAUGCCAACCUCUUCUCCAGAGGAAAAGCCCAUGAGGAUGUUAAACUGCAGGAUACAUAAGCAGAGAUUUCUGUUUAACUGAGCUGCUGCAUGUAGAGAAUACCAACAAAAUCUUUGGGCUUUGCUUUAAAGUUAUUUUAAACCCAUUGAAAAUAUUAACUUAAUGGCAACAAGAAUUUUUUUUCCCUUCUUGAGGGGUUUUUUACCACUGUAGAUUUUUAAUUCCUGUAGCUCUUAACUGGAUCCUCUCUGUACACACUGUUGUCCAUAACAGCCAGUGCUGCACCAAGAGCCUCCUGGCACGUGGACAUUUUUUAUGUAAGGCCAUUUGUAACCCCCUGAUGCAGCUCUGGGCAAUUUCUCAGCUCUACCUUUUGAAGGAAGAGAGCUCCCUUCUGGCAUAACUUCUGUUACCCUUACUUGAAGCAUAAUUCCAGGUGAAUGCCAGCUGCAGUUCAGGUCAUUGUCCCUUAGUGCCUAGAGGAGUUAUUCAGGCAAAGCUGUCAUUCCUGGGAUGCUCAAAUUGAAUUAGUCUGUUCUUUCUUUCACUUGAACUUGCACUUUCUUAUUUACCUGCCCAUGUAAUAGAGUUUCUAUUGACCUUCAAACUGAGCAAAUAUCUAGUGGGUGGGUAUUUUUUAUAAAGUCCCAAUAAAUGCAGGACUGAAAAUACUAUAAUCAUCUUCUGUUGCUCUACCACUUCUGUUACUGACCAAACAGAAAACUAAAAAUUAUCAAGCAAUCUGUUGAAUUUCAGAGCUUUGAAAGUAGAGAAAUGGAAGAGGAUUAUUACACUGUGUGUGCCUGAGUCUUGAAAGAAGUCUAAUCUGGUUGGUUUUGCUUCCAACUUAUGUGCUGGGAUUCCCAAAGGUUUACAUUCUUGUUUUUAAGGGUAAUUAUCUUUAAUCAGGAAGAGUGAAGAAAAGAGAGGAGUGCACACUUAGAGGAGCAGGGUUUGGAGUUUGAGGGUAAAGUAACAAGGCAGGCAAAGUUUGAACAUAUUGACAUACUAUUUUUCUGGUUAAGCUGUUAAGCUGCUGUAGAACAUUCUAAUCCUCUUUAUUUUUGUAAAAAGAAAUCCCUAAAAAACAAAGGUUGACUGCCUCCUAAAAAAAUGUUUGAAACUUUCCCUAUCCUGGUUUAUUAGCCCAAUUAUGGAUUGGUUGGAAGUGGUAGCAAGAGUGAGAGAUAUAUUUUUAUGGAUUUAUGCUAUAAAAUCGGAUUGUUAGAGAACAUUCAUUCACCUUCUAUUAAUAUGGGAGGCUUCCAGUGCUGUGACACAAUUGAGCUGUAACCUUACUGGGGGCUUUAAGGAAAUAAAAAUACGGGUGGGGAGGGAAGAAACUUGGGUCCAGGAAAAGUUCAGACCUCUAAUGUACUUUAAAACAUGGAAUGUGUUAGGUUUUUUGCUUUGGGUUAUGUUGGGGUUUGUUUGUUUUGGGUGGGGGUUUUUUAUCUGCCUCUCUGUUCUGUCUUGUCUCUGAUUGCUUUGAAAGAACAUUUCUUAGCUUUCUUUCUACAAGCUACAGCAGAGAGAGCAAAGAAAACACUCAAUUCUCUUUGGUUUACAGUAAUUGAAGGAGUUACAAAAAUGUUGCAGUUGCUUAGCCCGUCCCAGACCUUAGUUUGUGGCAACCCAAAUAUCCAGCAUUAUUCUCUUUUGGUUCAGUGUCUGUAUGAUGAUGUGAGCUAAUGGAGACCAAACAUCUCCCCCCUCCAGCAAACAGGUGUCAGUUGUGCUUGUGCACUUUUUUCUCUUUUCCUUUCCCACCUCUGUUGCUGUUUACAGCACUCCUGGAACAGCCUGUUCCCUGGGGCUGCUGCUUGCACACUGGGAGUGGGGACUGUGCAAAAGCUGGGCAUUGGCCACUCUGAGCUGCUUCUGUCACAGAGAACUGCAAGAAAAAAGGAUAGAGGGUCUGUAGCUGGAGGAGAUGUGCAUUUGCCUUUUCAUCAAGUGAACCCACUCCAGUGAGGAUUUUUUUGUAUCACCAUGGACAGACAUUGUAUAUCUUUGCUCACAGAGUGAUGACUAGAGCAGCUCGAGAAGGCUUGCAAAGCUUUUGCCAUGUCCUGUCUCUUAGUAGUAAGUUAUGGAGAGCCAGGCAGCUCUUUGCUAGAUUUGCUGAUUAUGGGAGAUAGAAAGAUCACUUUCCAAGAAAAAAAAAAUGUUAUUUUCAUCAUGCUAUGGCUGGAGCAGCUGAGGCUCCUUAAUGUAUGGUACAGCAUUAGCCUGGCUGGCCUCUUGGCUGUGUACAUUUGAGUUCUGAUGAUUGCUGGAUAUGAAUUCCUGCCAGCAGUUCUCAUUGUAUUGGAUUACAGGUGGGCCUUUGGUAUAUUAUGUUCCAGGUGCUUUUCUAGCAUAUGGAUGAUAACUGUGGAUUGAAAAUCUGUAUGAUGCUAUCAAGUUAACUAAUAGCUCCAUGAGAAUUUGUACACUUGUGCCAUUAGCCUCCAUCAUGCUCUUGGCAUUUUGUUUCUGUUCAAUAUUGUGUGAAUCUAAAA
This is a messenger RNA of Lepidothrix coronata (blue-crowned manakin), 10942 nucleotides long. RefSeq names its product proline rich 14 like (gene PRR14L). Lineage: Eukaryota; Metazoa; Chordata; Aves; Passeriformes; Pipridae. The record is from RefSeq and is a predicted model, not a curated record.